Oenanthe melanoleuca is the source of this 10374-nucleotide messenger RNA. It is a transcript of the gene RC3H1, whose product is annotated as ring finger and CCCH-type domains 1. The transcript is spliced from 20 exons. Gene Ontology annotation, molecular function: serine-type endopeptidase inhibitor activity; metal ion binding. Lineage: Eukaryota; Metazoa; Chordata; Aves; Passeriformes; Muscicapidae. Bases 287 to 3661 code for a protein of 1124 amino acids. The record is from RefSeq and is a predicted model, not a curated record. Gene Ontology annotation, biological process: regulation of blood coagulation.
AAGAUCCGCCAACAGAGGCUCCUGAGGGACAGAAAAUGGCGGGCGGGGGCCCUCAGGAAGCUCCGGAGACACAGAGCGCUCUCCAGGAGCCACUCGUUGUGUGAAAAGCAUCAACCUCCACCCCCGAGCCCGCUAACUAUGACAAGAGGAGGUUAUGUUUCACACUAUGUGCAGACUGUCUGUACUUACAGAAGAUAUUUAAAACCAAACAGACUUUUUUGCAAGAUUUUGAUUCCAGUGGAAUCUGUGCUUUAGAUUUUUGUCUCGUCAAUUAACUCCUGAAGCAAUGCCUGUACAAGCUCCACAAUGGACGGAUUUUCUCUCCUGCCCGAUUUGCACACAGACUUUCGACGAAACCAUCCGGAAGCCCAUCAGCUUGGGUUGUGGCCACACUGUCUGCAAGAUGUGCCUCAACAAGCUCCACCGUAAGGCAUGUCCCUUUGACCAGACCACUAUCAACACAGACAUUGAACUCCUUCCUGUGAACUCAGCCUUGCUGCAGCUUGUGGGUGCUCAGGUUCCUGAGCAGCAGCCAAUUACUUUAUGCAGUGGAGCUGAAGACACCAAGCAUUAUGAGGAGGGCAAGAAAUGUGUGGAAGAAUUGGCAUUGUACCUCAAACCACUCAGCAGUGCAAGAGGUGUGGGUCUUAACAGUACUACUCAGAGUGUGCUGAGUCGUCCCAUGCAGAGGAAACUUGUGACAUUAGUCCAUUGCCAGCUGGUGGAGGAGGAAGGGCGGAUCAGAGCCAUGCGUGCAGCACGGUCACUGGGUGAAAGAACAGUCACAGAGCUCAUUCUCCAGCAUCAAAACCCUCAGCAGCUCUCCUCCAACCUCUGGGCUGCAGUGAGAGCCAGAGGGUGCCAGUUCCUUGGGCCAGCAAUGCAAGAAGAGGCUUUAAAGCUGGUUCUGCUGGCUUUAGAAGAUGGAUCUGCUCUGUCACGGAAGGUCUUGGUUCUCUUUGUGGUGCAGAGACUGGAGCCACGAUUCCCUCAGGCCUCCAAAACUAGCAUUGGGCAUGUUGUCCAGCUCCUUUACAGGGCCUCGUGCUUCAAGGUGACCAAGCGAGAUGAGGACUCCUCCCUGAUGCAACUGAAGGAGGAAUUUCGGACUUACGAAGCUCUGAGAAGGGAGCAUGACUCGCAGAUAGUUCAAAUAGCCAUGGAAGCAGGUUUGCGCAUUGCACCAGACCAGUGGUCCUCGCUGUUGUAUGGAGACCAGUCUCACAAAUCCCACAUGCAGAGUAUCAUUGACAAGUUGCAGACCCCAGCCUCGUUUGCACAGAGUGUUCAGGAAUUAACUAUUGCUCUUCAGAGGACUGGAGAUCCAGCUAACUUGAAUCGUCUUAGACCUCACCUUGAGCUCCUAGCAAAUAUUGAUCCCAGUCCAGAUGCUCCACCUCCAACAUGGGAACAACUGGAAAAUGGACUAGUUGCUGUGAGGACUGUGGUUCAUGGCUUAGUUGAUUAUAUCCAAAAUCACAGCAAAAAAGGAACAGAUCAACAACAGCCCCCUCAGCACAGCAAGUACAAGACAUACAUGUGCCGAGACAUGAAGCAGAGAGGAGGAUGUCCCCGGGGGGCCAGCUGCACCUUCGCACACUCACAGGAGGAGCUGGAAAAAUUCCGUAAAAUGAACAAGCGUCUCGUUCCCAGAAGACCCCUUAGUGCCUCCCUGGGCCAGCUGAAUGAGGUGGGCCUGCCUUCAGGAGCUAUCCUCUCAGAGGAAGGGGGAGUGGACUUGCCCAAUAGGAAAACUUCUGCUCUGCCAAAUGGAAUUGUGUCAACAGGCAGCACAGUGACACAACUCAUUUCUCGAGGCACUGACUCCGGUUAUGAAACUGCCCUGAAGCCGGGGAAGAUGGACCAUCUGAGCAGCAGUGCCCCUGGAUCCCCUCCUGACUUGCUGGAAUCUGUUCCCAAGAGCUCUAUUUCUGCCUUGCCAGUGAACCCUCAUCCUGUGCCUGCUCGGGUGCCAGCAGAUCUGCCCUCAGUGUCUGUCACCAAGCAAUUGCAGAUGGUACCACGAGGGUCUCAGCUGUACAAUGCACAACAAGCAGAUAUGUUUUAUCAAGACCCCAGAGGGGCUGCCCCAUCGUUUGAGCCGGCACCCUACCAACAAGGAGUGUACUACCCGACUCAGUCCAUGUCUCGCUUUGUGCGCCCUCCUCCGUCGGCGGCCGAGGCGGGCGCGCCGUACCUGGAGCACUACGGGCCGUACCUGCCGGAGCGCGUGGUGAGCCCGCAGUACCCGCAGCCGCAGGGGUACCCGGCCCUGGCACAGCCCAUCUACCCCCCGCACUACGACAGCCGCCGCGUCUACCCGCCCGUGCAGCCCUACCAGCGCGACGACGUGGUGCGGGGCAGCCCCGUGCCCAUCGACAUCCCGCAGGCGGCCGUGCCCCUCUACGUACCCGAGAGCAGAGACAGAUACCAGCAAACAGAGGCUUACUGCCCGGUGGCUCCACACCUCGGUCAGAUCAGACCUUCGUGCCACAGGCCUCAUCCCAGCCUGGAUGAACUUCACCGACGAAGGAAAGAGAUCAUGGCCCAGCUGGAAGAGAGGAAGGUGAUUUCUCCACCUCCUUUUGCACCAUCACCAACCUUGCCUCAUCCUUUUCACUCAGAGGAGUACUUGGAUGAAGACCUGAAGGUAGCUGGGAAAUACAAAGGAAAUGACUACAGCCAGUACUCUCCCUGGUCCUGUGACACCAUCGGCUCCUACAUUGGAACCAAAGAUGCAAAACCCAAAGAUGUUGUGGCAGCAAGGAGUGUGGAGAUGGCGAACGUGGACAGUAAAGCCAUGCGUGAGCAGCGACUGGACAUGCAGCGACGAGCGGCCGAGACAGGGGACGAUGACCUCAUUCCGUUUGGAGACCGACCAACUGUGUCACGAUUUGGGGCCAUCUCUCGUACUUCCAAAGCCAUGUACCAGAACUCUGGGCCCAUGCAGGCCAUGGCGGUUCAGGGGGCUGCCACCAAAUCCAUCAUUUCAGACUACAGUCCUUACGAAACCCACGGUGGCUGGGGAGGCUCUCCAUAUUCUCCUCAUCAAAAUAUACCUUCUCAGGGACGUUUCAAUGACAGGGAGAGACUGUCCAUGUCGGAUGUGGCUGGUCAUGGGAAGCAGUUGCCCUCAGCUGAACGAGAGCAGCAGCUGCGCAUGGAGCUGCAGCAGGUUGACCAUCAGAUCAGCCAGCAGACACAAAUGCGGGGACUGGAGGCUGUUAGUAACAGGCUGCUGUUGCAGAGAGAGGCGACUACCCUGGCAGGCCAACCACAGCCCCCACCCCCACCUCCCAAGUGGCCUGGGAUGAUCUCAAGUGAACAGCUGAGCUUGGAGCUACACCAGGUGGAAAGGGAAAUUGGGAAGAGAACCCGUGAGCUGAGCAUGGAGAGCCAGUCUUCACUGGAUAUGAAAAACAAGCUGGGCGCCACUAAACAGACAGAAAAUGGGCAAUUAGAACCACAAAACAAGGUUCCAGCUGAGGACCUUACACUGACAUUCAGCAGUGAUGUUCCAAAUGGAUCAGCUUUGACCCAAGAGAACAUUGGCCUCCUGUCAAACAAUAUGGCAUCUCUCAGCCUGUCAGAGGAGCCCGAGGGAGGAGGAGACGGCCAUGACUCCCAGCGAGCGGGAGUGACACCCACAUCUGCUCCAUGAAGCGAGGCCAGCACACCCUGGAGUUCCUUCUGCUGGGGUGUCGGCAGCUUCCAUCUUACGUUUUUUUCCAGGGAUGAUUGGAGAAACCCAGGAGCAGCAGCAGUAGCAGAGCAGCAGGUCCAGAGGCAAUGUGCACAAACACAACUACUAGAAACAAAUCCUGCACAUAGUUCACAUUAACGCAUUUUUUAAUUAAAAAAAUGAAAAUUAGCAGUAUCUGCAAGCAAUUCAAAUUAAAUUUGUUUUUGUUCUGUGAAUGAACUUUAUUUUAAUAACUUUGGACGCCUUGAAUCCCAGGGCUUAAAAAAAAAGAUAUUAUAUAUAUACUCUGUUUGAUUAAUUGUAUGAUCUUAAUGAAGUAGGUUUUUUCUUUUAUUUUGGUAUUAUUACAUACCCAGUGCAUAAUUCCUUAUUACCUUACUAAAACGAUUUGGCCACUUCCUUGUAUGGUUUAAGGGUAAACAAGGAAUGAGGGUUGGAGAGUAGCUGUGAAUUGCAGUGUCAAAAGAUGUGCAGCAAACUUCAUGCUAACGCAGUUCCUCCCACAACAAGAGACAGAGUCUUUGCAAAAGUGUGGUCCUUUUUAAAAGCUGGCAUUAAGAUUUGUGUAUGUUAGAAUCUGACACCUGAAUAUCAACCUGCAUUUUGUCAGAGCUGCAGUGAAUCCACCCUGAAUUCCUGUUUCAUGGGGGAAGAAUUGCACCAAAGUAACCACUGAAGGUGCAGCACAGAUCUUGCCAGCAGUACUGAGAAGCAAAUUUUGCCUGAUAGAUCUAAUACUUCUCUAAGUUGAUGCUUUGUAGACUGAGAAGCUGUGUCUAUUGAUUUUUUUUUUUUAAUUUUUAUUUUUAAAUUAAAGAUUUUGUUCUUGCUGCACAUUUUUUUUACUUUUUUUGGCAUACGCUGAGGUAAGAUCCUGGAUAUGAAGACCUCUUGAGAGUGAUUUUUCGAAUGCUACUCCCUCUCUACCUUCUUGGCCUGUUCUCAUUUUUUCUUUCUGGGUUCGACUACUAAGUGGGAAAGCACUGGUUAUGUAAUAAAUUGCUGCAUUGCUUUGGUUGGGUAAAGCAAGAGUUAAUAAAUUUUCUUGGGUUUUAGUUUUUUUUUUCCUUAACCUUAACUCCUGCUGAGGUUAUAGCAACCUUGGGCUAAGCUUUGCAUUCAUCAUACUGUUAAAUAAAACAAAAGGGGGGUGGGAGGGGAUACAGUCUCACUAUUGCCUACCAGUAGGAGAGUCCAAACAGAAGACUCUUUUGAGUAGCAAUUAUUUAAUUUGCCCAGUCAAGGCACCGCAUUUAUAUACUAUUUCACAUUGAAUUUGAUUAUGCCCUACAGACCUGGCUGGUCAAGGAUUUGAUACACAUAUUGGCUUGGGAUUCGAGCUUUCUUUUUUAUUUAAAUAAAAAUUUAUAUAUAAAUAUAUAUAUACAUAUAUACAUAGUUAUAUCUGUAUAUAUAUUGGGUAUGUUUUAAGAAUUUUUUCGCAUGAGCGCAGCUGUUGUGAUCAAAUGUCUGGGAGGUAGAAGCACUGAAUGAAAAUAAAAGCAUUUUUCACCACACCCCCCACACUUUCCAUGUGUCUUAACACGGGUUUAUUUUGCUCUUAGUUGAACUUUGGCCUCUUAAUUGCCUGGAGUAGUUUGAAGCUUGCUUUUUCCUAAUGCCUCUUUUAACUUUUGGCAAAGAAUCAACUUUGCACUGAAACAGCUUCAUCUCCCCUUGCCCUAUUGAUCUGUAUCUCCUACUUGAAGCCAAGCAUUCCAGCCACUCCCUUGGAGCUGAGCAGAACUGGGGUGAUGCAGUUCCCACAGCCCAUCAGGUCUGUUCCUCCCUUCUCUGCUCUGGGCAUGAGGAGGAUGAAGGUCUUUUCCUGGCUGCCUGCUCCCAAGUCACCUGAUACAGGCCCUGGGCCCUUGCAUCCUUCGGUGCAGAGCACCACCCUCAGGUCAGCCUCUUCAUUUUAAUUAGUUUGCUCCUUCCUGCUGUUUUUAUUAGCACAGGGAGCUCAUCUUAGUCAAGAUAACUAGUGCAAUAUUCUAAUCUAGGAGGACAAGCCCAGAAUGUGCCUUUUUUUGACUAGUAAUUGUGGAUGUGAAAUUAAUUUUCAAAGGUGGUUAUAAUAGGUUGGACACUGCAGAUUCAUUUGUAAUACUAGGAUGAAAAUCUGGAGGGGCAAAACCUCUUUACCUUUUAUUUUCUAGUUCCCUCACCAGAUUAGGGAUUAUUCUUUUCUACACAUUUUCUCCUGGAGUUCUUCAGUAAGCACUAUUUAGAUUGCUGGCCUGCAUAUAAUGAAUGCUUCCAAGAACUGUGGAUUAGAAGGAAGACCUUACUGGGUUUUUUUUUUCCUUCGUCCAGCUCUCUGUACUUUGUGCUUAAUGUCCUUGUUGUGAUCAAUGUGUCCAGGUGAAUGCCCUGUUUGCCCAGAAUUAUAGUUUGGCUUGUUAAAUAGUUUGUUUAAUAUCUACUAACAGUAUUGAUUUUUGACUUUGUUUCAUCCCCUCUUCCUCUUACCCUUUUUCUGCUUUUUUUUGCAGAAGUUUAGUUGAUUAAACAAAUCCAACAGCAAAAUGCAGUGCAUGUUUUUAAGUUUUUUCUGGAGACUGCACCUAAAAUGUUCUGGUUUUGUGGAAAAACUGGGAGACUGUGAGGGACAGAUAGCUCUGUAUGUAGUGGCAGCAUUGAUGUUUGCAGCUAACAAGCAUGAAAAUGUCUGGAGUGACUCUGUCUUGCUACACUCAUUCCUGUAGCCCAUCAUUGUCCCAGUCAUACAGGAAUUUUGGCCAACUCAGUGAAAUUGUUCUUGGCUACCGAGUGGUUUAGUUCCUUCUGUUGGGCAAGAGGAAGCAGUGUUACCAUGGUGUCAGGGCACUGCUGCAUCCUUUGGUAGGUAGGUUAAAUUUUCUGCUGCACCAGACAACUGUGAGCCCUCAUCGAUAUCUGGGUUUCAGCCAGAUGGACAGCAUGGACAAACCUUCAGAAUAGGAAGCUUCAAGUGGUAGGUUAAGCUUCAGUGUGUCAGUGAUUCAGUCAGUAUAUGAUGUCUGUUCAUUCUGUGGUGUUAUUUCCCUCCUUCUGUCAACGUCUCACCUGUCUGUCCUGUGACCUAGUUCUUUUUUCCUAAUAGGAGAAGUUUAAAGUUUUUCUUCUACGCUUCUUGCAUGCUGUCCCAUUUCAGAGUAGGACUUCUUUUCUGUAGGUCAGAGCACCUUUCAAGCUAGCAGCACUUUUAUCCCUGUUCUUCUCGAGUUCUUCUCUGUGUAGUUUUUUCUGAGCCGUCUUUUCCCUUUUUGUGUCUUUUUCUCCUGUGGCUUGCCCAUCCACCCUCCCUGAUUGUGUAACAGUGACAGCUUGCUGCCUCAAAACAGAGCAUUCAAAUGAAUUCGCUUAGCCAAUAACUUCUGUGAAGUUGCCUUUUCUAAUGGUGUUAUUACUCAGUGAUGCACAAAUGUGAUAUUGCCCCUACUGGUAGGCAAACAGGGGAUCUGUAUAAACAUGGUAAACUGCUGUUUUUCUUUAAAGGAGAGCCAAAGACUUGUGCUUUACACGUUUUUUCCCCCUGGUGUAGCCAUUUUGAUUGUCAGACAUUUGUGUAGGGUAUUGUGAGUUGACUGUAUUAUCCUAAUAACAAUUUCCAGAAGUUAAUGAUUGUCAAGCCUUUCCCAUGCAUUGAAUUGUGGAAAAUAAUUCCAUUAAGUAAUAUGAUUUGCAGUGUACUGAGAUGUAUCUGAGGUGUUGUGAUGUGUUUUCAGUCUUCCAUGCACUCUCAGCUGUCUGAAUGGCUCAUUUAGAGAGGGAGAAGGAACAUAGAAAUGUUAUAAUCCGAGAAGCCUUGUUUUUAAGUGUUUCUAAAUUAAAUACUGAUUGAAAAUUUCUUCAGUUACAGUAAAAGGUAAAUCUGUGUUACAAAUGUGACUGACUUUUAAAUCCACUGGGAUGGAAAAGAAUUGUGAAACACUAGUGUUGCAUUAAAUUAGAUGUGGAAGAACCAAACUUGUGAUGAUAUUGUCUCUUGGCAGCAUGGACUGAGUAAGGUGGGGCAAAUUUUGUAUUAGAAAGGGCCAGAAGUGAGGUUUUUAUUCAUAAUACAAGAAAGCUGAUGGCAUUCCCCUUCCUUGAGCUAUUCAAGCUCUCACAGACUUAUUACUAAAGUUUUUAGGUUCAAAGAGAAAUAUCUUAAAAGUCCAAGUAGCAUAAAUCCUCGUUUCCAUUGCCGUUUAUAAUUUUUGGACUAUAACAAAGCAGACUUACAGGACAAUCCUCUGAAAGACCCUCACUGUAAAGUUUCUUUCCUGGACUGGCUCUUUUCAGACCUGCUUUUAUGGUCCAAGAAUUGUCAUGCCAGUGUUCAGGAGGCUCAACAGCAGGAGCUCCAGCUACCUUCUCUGCUCAAAAAUGGGAGAAAAGACCCAAACAUGCAGUGUGCAAGUUUUUGUGCUUGUCUGUGUGUGUAUGGAGAAGUGUUUUUGGUCCUAGGAUAGAUAGAAGGAACACAGAGCAGUGCUGCUAGGGUAUGAUGUCACUUUUAUAUUUAAGUAUUGUCAGCAUUCACUUCCCAAAACAGCCUUCCAUUCCUGCCUCCUAAUCCUUGCUGAUUUAAGAGCAACCCAAAAAAAGUUAGCAUGUCAGCAACUUAAUUUCUUGUAUCACAAUAAAUCAAUGCCCCUGGGGGAAAAAAUGAGCAAGAGUCCUUGAGUUGCCUACAUGGUGAUGAAGUUAUGAACUGGGAAAGCACUCACCUUGCUUGAGUAAGUGUAAACUGAAUUUCUGAGGAAAAUGAAGCAGCUCUUCUAAGCCACCUUUUGUGUACAGCUAUGGUGCCAAGAGAUGGGUGGUUAUUACUUGUGGUAAAUCAGCAUACAGAUUAUUAUGUGACACAAAUUGAUUUGUUCUCAAUUCAAAUAGACUCUUAAAAUGUCAAAAACUUCAUUGGGAAUUUUCCUUUCCAUAGUCACUGUUACCAACUGCAUUAUUUUCUGUUGGAAUGUCAGGGGUUGGCAGAGACUAGAGUUAACUUAAUUCUAGUUAUACAACAUAAGAAAGGGAUUUGGGGAAAUGUUAUCCCAGCACAGUGUCCUUCUAGAGUUAACAUGUGGCCUUUAUUCUUCUUUAGGAAGAAGAAUGUAACUGCUUAGUGUUGUUACAGUCUUUGAAGUACUUCUUGUGAUGCAAGUAGAGCCUUGGUUAGCAGAGAAAGCAGAACAAACUUAGCAUUUAUUUUCUUUAUAAUUUUAUUUCCUAUUGGCAAGUGUAAUAUUAUGCCAUGGGAAUUGUGGCAAGCAAAGAGGCUGCAGCUUUUUCUGAAAUUUCCCAAUAUAAAGAAUGCAUUGCCAUGUGGAUUUGUCUGCAUCAGGAACAUCAGUCAUUUGAUGCUUAAAAUGUGUAACCAUAAUAAUCAAAAUUGGAUGCCUGUAGCUUAGUGACAUGGGUAAUUAACUGAUCUUUCCCAGGCAAUCUUUGCAAUCCCAGUGAAUCUGUGUACGAUUUUUAGUGCUAAUUGCAAGAUGUUCAGUGGUUGGGAAGGUUUAGGUGCCUCACUUCUUCCAGCAAGGCAGCUUUGCUUGAAUAUACUGGUUGGAUGUUUUCAUAGGCCAGGAAAAAACUGUUUUGAAGAUCUGCAAGUUUUAGGAAAGCACAAUUUUCCACUUCAAUUUGAAAAAUAUGGUAUUGGGAGAGACAGAAGCAACAGGUAGUGCAGUCUGGAAAUAAAAAGCAUUAGACAUGAUGGAAUUACAUGUGAAAUGUAUAUGGGAUAAAUAUAUCUGUAAGCAGAAAAAAAAAAGAAAAUAUUGUGGAUUACUUGAUGCUCAAGAAAUUAUUUUGCUUCUUUGUAAUGUUAAAAAUAUUUUAUUAAUAGUUCUGUAGCAGACACUACUCACAAGUCUUUGGCAUCCAAACCAGAUUGUAUAUCAGAUGGAUCCCACAACUGGAUGUGUGCACUGACCUCUUUAUUUGUAGCUUUUUAAAAAUACAUCUGGCAGCAGCCUUAAUAAAUGCAUGAAACAGCGUUCACAUCAAGCUGCUGUACAGCUCACAAUUGGUACUGUUCAUCUGCAGCCUCUCAUGAGUGAAGCGGUCAAUAUGGGCAAAACUAACCUCUUUUAGAGUUUUUCCUAAUUUUAAGGAGUUCCCAUUCCCCCUUUAGCCUUUGCUGUGUAAGCAGCCUCUAUGCUAAGAGGAUCUUUCCUUGAAGUCAGCCACUGUUCUGUAGCUUGGCUAUUUUUUCCCUAUUUUCUCUUAACUGGCAGCAUUGUGUUAAGCUCUCCCCCCCUCCCUUGUAUUUGUUGCUAUGGGGAGGAAGAGGUGAAGCAAGACGUGUGAGAGGAGGGAGGAAGAAUUGUGGGAUCUGUAUGACAGCUCCCACUUCUUCUUUGAAAUCAUCUGCUUCCAGUUGUGGGAUUUCUUGAUAUAUGAUUUUUUUUUUGUGGUUUUUGUAAGCCUAAUUUUCUUUGAUCUUGUUAGUUCCUUACAAGUCUCCCCGAGACAUUCUGCAGUCAUUAUCACCUUUUUGGGUGGAGUUUAUUUUAUUUUUGGGUUGUUUGGUUUGUUUUUUUAAAUAACUUUUUAACAUUGGUGCAUAUAUGCUUGGGAUAGAGCUCAUGUAAUUAUCCAAUCGUAUUGAUUGUAUGUGAUUGUGCCCUGCAGAGGUAUAUUUAACAAAAAAUAAAAUAAAGGAUAGUCUAGGUAAUAAAGGAGACCAUGAAAUUUGUUGA